AUGCCGCUCCUUCUAUUUGUUUUCCUGCAAUUCCUCGAUUUUCUGACAGCACAGCUUGAAAGCUCUAUGGGAGUUCAGUCGAAUAUCGACGAGUCCUCUCGGAAGGAAGUUCUUCCUCAAUGUCCAGGAGAAUGGCAGUGGGCAUGCAGAAAUGGAGAGUGUAUAGCACGUUACGAUACUUGCGACGGGAUCCCACAAUGCUCGGAUGGGUCGGACGAAUGGAAUUGCGAGCGAUGGAGUUAUUAUUUUCCUUCGAAACGCAACCACAUGUGA
Messenger RNA from Necator americanus (New World hookworm), 273 nucleotides. RefSeq lists its product as uncharacterized. Lineage: Eukaryota; Metazoa; Nematoda; Chromadorea; Rhabditida; Ancylostomatidae. The transcript has 4 exons. Gene Ontology annotation, molecular function: protein binding. The record is from RefSeq and is a predicted model, not a curated record. Bases 1 to 273 code for a protein of 90 amino acids.